GCGGAUCGAGGCUACGCACAGGUUGGAGGCGGGUCUGGGACCUCUGAGGCCGGACCCUGGUGCCCCCUGCAGCCACCACAGACCGAGGCUUGCACUCAAAGGCUGCGUGUCGGGGGCCAGCGCCAUGUCCGCAGCUGGGGUCAAUACAUCCGCCUCCUUUGCCACGGACCGGCUGAACAGCCCAGUCACCAUCCCAGCGGUGAUGUUCAUUUUUGGGGUGGUGGGCAACCUGGUGGCCAUCGUGGUACUGUGCAAGUCUCGCAAGGAGCAGAAGGAGACGACCUUCUACACGUUGGUGUGCGGGCUGGCUGUCACCGACCUGCUGGGCACCUUGCUGGUGAGCCCGGUGACCAUCGCCACCUACAUGAAGGGCCAGUGGCCUGGCGGACAGGCGCUGUGCGACUACAGCACCUUUAUCCUGCUUUUCUUCGGGCUGUCCGGCCUCAGCAUCAUCUGUGCCAUGAGUAUCGAGCGCUACCUGGCCAUCAACCACGCCUACUUCUACAGUCACUACGUGGACAAGCGCCUGGCCGGCCUCACUCUCUUCGCCGUCUAUGCAUCCAACGUGCUCUUCUGCGCGCUACCCAACAUGGGCCUUGGCCGCUCGCGCCCGCAGUACCCGGACACCUGGUGCUUCAUCGACUGGACCACCAACGUGACAGCGUACGCCGCCUUCUCUUACAUGUACGCGGGUUUCAGCUCCUUCCUCAUCCUCGCCACCGUGCUCUGCAACGUGCUGGUGUGCGGUGCGCUACUCCGCAUGCACCGCCAGUUCAUGCGCCGCACCUCGCUGGGCACCGAGCAGCACCAUGCGGUCGCCGCCGCCGCGCUGGCCUCUGCCUGUCGGGGCCACGCCAGUGCCUCCCCAGCAGUGCCGCGCUUCAGCGACUUUCGCCGCCGCCGGAGCUUCCGCCGCAUCGCAGGCGCAGAGAUCCAGAUGGUCAUCUUGCUUAUUGCCACCUCCCUGGUGGUGCUCAUCUGCUCCAUCCCGCUCGUGGUACGAGUGUUCAUCAACCAGUUAUAUCAACCAAGUGUGGUGCGAGAAAUCAGCAGAAACCCAGACUUACAGGCCAUCCGCAUCGCUUCUGUCAACCCCAUCCUGGACCCCUGGAUAUACAUACUUCUGAGAAAAACAGUGCUCAGUAAAGCAAUUGAGAAGAUCAAAUGCCUCUUCUGCCGCAUUGGUGGGUCCCGCAGAGACCGUGCAGGACAGCACUGCUCUGAGAGUCGAAGGACAUCCUCAGCUAUGUCCCACCACUCGCGCUCUUUCUUCUCUCCGGAGCUGAAGGAGAUCAGCAGCACCUCUCAGACCCUCCUUUACCUGCCCGAACUAAGUGAAAACAGUCUUGGAGGCAGGAAUUUGCUUCCAGGUGUGCCCAGCAUGGGCCAGACCCAAGAAGAAAGCACGUCACUGAGAACUUUGCGAAUAUCAGAGACUUCAGACUCCUCACAGGGCCCCGACUCCGAGACUGUCUUAUUGGUAGAUGAGGUCAGUGGGAGGAACAGGGAUGGGCCUGCCCCUAAGGGGAGCUCCCUGCAAGUCACAUUCCCCUGUGAAACACGGAACUUCUCUGAAAAGUGUAUAUAGUAGUCAAAGAAAAAAAAAAAAAAAUACUGCACUGUUUCUGGAACCUUACAAAAUCCUGUGCAAUAGACACACAAGUGAAGCAUUUAGCUGUGCUCAGAAGCGCCACCUUCAUCUUCAUCUUGAGGCUCACCUUAGAGAACACAGGCACUCCUGAGCAUUUUGAAAACACUCAAGUUACUUCACGUGAGUCCCAAGGCCUGCAGCACAGUAGACACCCCGCCAUGACACAGGAUUGCAGGCACAAGUGGUUGGAUGGGUGGGAAGAGCUACCAUUGGGUUUUCUCCUGGAUAGGAAAAUGGCAGGAGCAUGCUCUUUUCCUAACAUCAAAAGCUGUACACCCAGCACCCCGAAGAGGCUCAGCUACUGGAAGGGCUCUGUCCAACAGACUCUGAGGACUACCUUAUGGCUGAUCUAAGUGUCUCACUAAAGCAUGAAAUGUGAAUUUUUAUUGUUGUAAAUAUUUAAGGUAUUUAAAGUAUUUUCUUCUCUGUGAGAAGGUUUGUUGUUAAUACAAGGUAUAAUAAAGUUACGGUAACCCCUUUCCUCCCAGUGUAACCAGCUGAAGUUGCAGAUGUUAGCUUUAUUUUUCAUAUACAAGUUCAGGCAGAGGUGUUGAAACUAAAAACUAAUUAGUGAAACAAAUAUCUAUAAAAUAGAUGUAACUUUAAGGAGUUUAAUAUCAUCAAAAGAAUAAAGAAAAAAUGCCAUUUAAGAUGUGAAAACUAUAGUUCAAAAUAUAGUUCUUUCCAAGCUAUGUCUAAUAGUAAAAAAAUUCAGUGGCAUCACAUUUAUUUAUCCAGAAAACGAUGAUUUCAAGUCUUAAAUAUUUUCAACUACUGCCCCUACUAAUUGCUACUUUUCAAAAUAUCACAAUUUUUAAGUCUUUACUCAUUCAUAAUUGAAGUGUAUAAUCUAAAAAUGAAAAAUCAAAGCAUCUUUUUUCCUCCAUGAAAGUGUGCAUACUUCUGUUUGCCUAAGGAGUAACCGAGAAUAUCUUUUAAAUUUAAUAUAAAGACAAACUACCAUAGACAUAUACUUUGAGAUAAAGAAGGAUCUCAGAUGUGGUUAAAUUUGCCUUUCAUGUGUGUCGAGUUUAACAAUGUAAAUGUGCAGAACUUAGGCACGUAAGAGUCACCUCCCAACAGUUUUGUGUGAUACCCAGUGACUCUGUUCACAUAUUCAAGACCUUUUUCAAAGAAAUAUUAAGCAUGUUUUGUUGCUUAAAGUGUUUUUGUGAAUUGCUUGGUUGUGAUUCAGUUCUGAGCCUAAUAUUGAUAUGGUUUUAAGAAAUUAUGCCAACAGAAAUUAUUUUGGAGAUAAUAAUAAAUAAAUGCAUUCGAGCUGA
Messenger RNA from Octodon degus (degu), 2934 nucleotides. RefSeq names its product prostaglandin E receptor 4 (gene Ptger4). The record is from RefSeq and is a predicted model, not a curated record. Gene Ontology annotation, molecular function: prostaglandin E receptor activity. Gene Ontology annotation, biological process: cellular response to prostaglandin E stimulus; adenylate cyclase-activating G protein-coupled receptor signaling pathway; positive regulation of cytosolic calcium ion concentration. Bases 125 to 1588 code for a protein of 487 amino acids. The transcript has 3 exons. Lineage: Eukaryota; Metazoa; Chordata; Mammalia; Rodentia; Octodontidae. Gene Ontology annotation, cellular component: plasma membrane.